Messenger RNA from Notothenia coriiceps (black rockcod), 2318 nucleotides. Its product is annotated as glycylpeptide N-tetradecanoyltransferase 2-like. The transcript has 11 exons. Gene Ontology annotation, biological process: N-terminal peptidyl-glycine N-myristoylation. The record is from RefSeq and is a predicted model, not a curated record. Bases 91 to 1464 code for a protein of 457 amino acids. Lineage: Eukaryota; Metazoa; Chordata; Actinopteri; Perciformes; Nototheniidae. Gene Ontology annotation, molecular function: glycylpeptide N-tetradecanoyltransferase activity. Gene Ontology annotation, cellular component: cytoplasm.
CACCCGAUCCACCCUCAACUUGUUCACAACAGAAACUUGGUGUACAGACGAGAGUAGGUGAAAUUAUAUUCAAUAUUCAAGAAAGUCUGCAUGACAAUGUCUUUGAGUGAUAAGCAACCGACAGAGAACGAGAGUCUAAAACGGAGCAGAGAGAAGCAAAAGAAGGAAGAUGCCUGGAAACCAGAUGGACCCAAGGACCUUUUUUCUAUGCUGGACUCUCUUCCUGAGUCGAAGCAGCAGGAGAUCCAGAAAGCCCUCCACCUCUUCUCCUUGGGCCCAACUCUGCCCAAGACCCUGCAGCAGGCCAAAAAACACACGUACCGCUUCUGGGAAACACAGCCUGUCCCCAGACUGGGUGACAGUGUUGAGACUCAUGGUCCAAUAGUAGAGGGUGAAGCCAGUGUGCGUAUGGAGCCCUACUCUCUACCUCAAGGUUUCUCCUGGGACACUUUGGACCUGAGCAACCCCUCUGUGUUGAAAGAGGUAUGCACUCUGCUCAAUGAGAACUACAUGGAGGAGGAUGACAACACUAUGAGAUUUGAGUUCUCUUCUGAUUACCUACAAUGGGCUUUACAACCUCCUAACUGGCUGGCUCAGUGGCACUGCGGUGUGCGAGUAGACUCAAAUAAAAAGUUAGUCGGCUUCAUUGCUGCUCUUCCCGCAGAUGUCCGCAUUUAUGAGACGGAGAAGCGGAUGGUACAGGUCAAAUUUCUGUGUGUUCAUAAGAAGCUACGCCUCAAGCGAAUGACUCCUGUUCUGAUCCGAGAGCUCACCAGACGAGUCAACCAGCAGGGCGUCUUCCAGGCUGUCUACACAGCUGCCUUAGUGCUGCCCACACCCCUGAGCUCCUGCAGGUACUGGCAUCGCCCUCUGAAUCUCCGAAAGCUGAUGGAGCUGAGCUACCCCGGUCUGAAGCAGAACAUGAGCCUGCAGAGAGCUGUGAAGUUCAACCGUCUGCCUGAUGUGACAAAGACCCCAGGUCUGCGCCGUAUGACUGAGGAAGAUGCUGCGGGGGUUCACGCUCUGCUGCAGGCUAACCUCGGCAAGUUCCACCUCAGCCCCAUGUUGUCUUUACGGGAAGUAGAGCACUGGCUGUUGCCGAGGGAGAAUGUGAUCGACACCUAUGUUGUGCAGGGUGAUGAUGGCACACUGACCGACAUGGUGAGUUUCUACAGUGUCUCCUACAGGGUGCUGAAUCAUCCUGUGCACACUGACCUGAGAGCAGCUCACCUCCUUUACGUUACCUCGACCACCACAGACCCGGUCGACCUCAUGAAGGACACGCUGGUCCUGGCUCAAACUAAAGGUUUUGACAUCUUCUUAGCUCUCAAUGUGAUGGAUAACCAGAGUUUCCUGGAGAACCUCAAGUUCAGCAUCAGUGACAAGAGCCUUCAUUACUACUUGUACAACUGGAUGUGUCCUACUAUGAGCCCAGACAAGGUGGGCUUGGUGUUGCCCAACUAACCUGCCACUAAAAGGAGACAGAGUGAAGAAGAUGAAUGGAACACAGUGAUUUGCAGGAAAUUGGGAAUCAAACUGCAUGCCCAGCAUUGAUGACGUUUAAAAUGUUAACAGAGAAACUGUAAAACUGAAACACACUCAAAAAAGUCAAUAAAAGAAAAUAAUUCCAUUUGUUUUCAUCACCCGGGUGUCAGUAAUUUACUGGGUUCAGUGUUAUUGUGACAGGAACUUCUGCGUGCAUGACAUCUAAUAUCAAAGCUACCAAUACACUUAUUUGAUUAAAGAACAAGGUCAUUUACCAUUCUCACUUAAUGCACAUAUAAGAUCACAAACUGCCAGACGUCAACACAAUCAUCUUAAGCCACAUUAAACAUCAUGUGAAACAAAAAGCAAUAUGCAUGCUUUUGAAAAAUCAGAAAACAUGUUUUUAAAAGUGUAACUCCUUACACACAUUAUAAAAAAUAUACCAAGACAAGAUGCUUUGGUAUUUAAUGCUCUUACAAAUAUAUCAUCUGUAUCUUCCAAGUCAGCAUGUCACUCUGUCUUUGUGUAACUUUACGUGGAGAAGAAGAAGAAAGCUGAUCAUUCACAUAAUUUCAGAGUAUCAUGCUCAUUUCUGACUGAACCCAUUUUAGCGUAUUUCUCUAGUAACAAUAUUAUCAUUGUUACUACAGAAAGAUUCUUUUUACUAUUCAGCAGGAACUGAUUACUAUCCAUAAAUCCUCGAGGUACAAACGUUGUCUAAAUACAAACAGCAGGGGGCAUUGCGACCUUAACCUUAUUGCGAUCAUUUUUAAUGGUGUCAAUAAACAACAACAGAUGGAAUGUAGAUGAAGGCAUCACCUGCUUUGCAUGUC